Octopus bimaculoides (California two-spot octopus) is the source of this 9687-nucleotide messenger RNA. RefSeq lists its product as uncharacterized. Lineage: Eukaryota; Metazoa; Mollusca; Cephalopoda; Octopoda; Octopodidae. The record is from RefSeq and is a predicted model, not a curated record. Gene Ontology annotation, molecular function: zinc ion binding. Gene Ontology annotation, cellular component: nucleus.
CCAUUUUGUAGCAUUUAAAAAAAAGAAUUAACCAGCCUCCACAGGCGAUUUUGAAGGUUAAGUGGAUUUAGAACAAAACGGCAUUCAAACUGAAGCAGCUCAUUUGAUGAAGAAUAUAAAUCCAAUUUUAAAUGAUUCACGAGAGAGCAAAACUUGCAGGACGUCCCAAUUCUAACAGGGAUAAAAAAAAAAGAGUGACGAGGAAGGAAAUAGAAUUUGUUCCGAGUAUUUAUAACCGAAUUUCGCUAAAAGCAACUAAGGACCAGGUGGUGUUCAAGAAGCCCCAACCACCUAUAAACUGUACAUCUCUGAAGGUUGCAUUGAUCGCUAGACAUCGAAACAUCUUAAUGAAUACCAUUAAACUCAACGCCACAAAUAUUGACAGCAGAAAGCUUCCGAUUCAGUUUUUACGCCUCCAUUAUAGGGUUUACUCAAAGAUACAAGAUAAGCACCCAAUCGAAAUGACAGAACACUUUCAUAUAAAACUCACUAACCUUAAACAGUUGAAUUGAAAUUUUCCCGAAAUUGCUCACAUCGUUGGUUGAGAUUACAUGAGAAAAUAUUUGAAAAUACAGGUUUAAUGAAAUUUUUAAAAAAUGGUUUUAACUGAAGAAUCGUAUUUGAAUACUCUUUAAAUUUAUUAUAACUGAUGAAAAUUUGGCUGCCACUAACUUAUUCAGCUUUGACAGAAGCAAAACUCAAUCUUCAAACACCACGACUCGUUAACUUACUAAAUAUAUUAAGAUAAAUCAAUAUUUCACAAGAUAAAUUACGAAUUUAUAUAACAAAUGCACUAUAUUACGUAUUUAUAUAUCAAAUGCACUUAGCUCGACUAGAAAAUUGUUAAUGUGAUUCAGAGGGGCAUCUUGCAAUAAAUGAUAGAAGAAUAGUAUAAAUGCAAGAAUAUCAUAGCCAAGUCACUACGAAAAUACUCGAUACCUAAUAUGCUGCAAGUAAAUUUGAUUACGUUUUAUUCUAUCUGGAAAAAUAUCACAAAGUUGCCAAUAACAGUGACGUUGCAAACACAUCGGAUUCUUCUGCCAAAUAUUCCAAAAAUUUGUAAAUUUUAAACAAAAAAAUAAGGAAAACGAAGUUAAGCAAAUAAGAAAUGAAAAGAAUACAUAAAUUAUGGUUAUGCUGGCAACAAACAGAAUAUUAGGUUACAAAAAAAAAAGCAAAUGAAGAAAAAAAAUUGUUUUCGACAAGCUUGGAAUGACCUAAAUCAGUUUUAGUAAUUUAAUAGAAUAUUCCGAAGCUGAAUAAAACGUCUUUUGCAUAUAAACCUAAAACCCACAAAAAAGCAUAAUACUAUCCAAUCUAUUUCAGAACAAAGAGCAUUAAAGAAGGUCAAGGUUAAAAAAAAAAAACGACAGUACAUAAUAUAAUCAAGCUAGCUGCACAACAGUUAACACUUUGUAUUCUAGAGACAUUAUGGUCUCUAUGGAAAGAAAAAAGAACAAAAAAGGAUAUUGUAUAUCUUGACUUGUAGGCAAGAACGGCAAAACAAAAAAAAUUGCAAUCAAAGAAAAUGUUUUCUCUGUUGGAAAACGAACUGAAGUUAAAUUAUUACUGGUAACUUUGAAAUACAGAAGUAGAGCAGAUAUUCUUCGUUGCUAAAUUGCAGGAACAAAGGAGGAGUGUGGUCGGUUUUAAAACAUCGAAUGGUGGCGCCCAGUUGCUGGUAGCGGGUGGGUGGGGGACAGCCAGGAGGGGCGAUCGUGCGCUUCUCAUAUUAAAGCGGCACAGAUUGUCUUGCGUCAACUCAGAAACAGCAAUCUCUUAUUUCUCUACCUGUCAGACGCAAUGAUCAUCAAUGAGACAACGAUGGCGACCUCAGACUUAUUCAUAUCAAGCCAAAAUGCAUAUACAGCCAUGAACUGAUCUUAAAAAAAAAACAAACAAACAAAAAACUGUUCUACAUCUGCCUUUUGUCAAUUUUUUCCCUUCACAGGUUCGACAAGAAAGUGAAGAACAUUUGGUAUCGAAAUCCAUUGGAAAAGCAACAAAAUAUAUAAACAAAGGAAAAAAAAAGAAGUUCCCUUUAACUCAACAUGGCCUACAGCAGCCUGAGUCGAGCCCAGCUGAGUUUUGAAUAUCUACAUACCAAUUCAACAACUCAUGAAUUCCUGUUUGGUGCUUUGGCUGAACUGGUGGACAAUUCAAGAGAUGCCUCUGCCACAAAAAUGAACAUCUAUACAUUGGAAGAUGAAAGUCUUCGAGGUGGCUUUAUGAUGUGUUUUCUUGAUGAUGGCGAAGGCAUGGAUCCAAAUGAAACUGCUGAUAUUAUAACAUUUGGCAAAUCUUCCAAGAAGUCAGCAGAUUCCCAACAGAUUGGAAUGUAUGGCAAUGGCUUGAAAUCAGGCUCAAUGCGUAUUGGGAAUGACAUGAUUAUUUUUACAAAGAAGGGAACUACUAUGUCAUGUUUAUUCCUUUCCCGAACAUUCCACGAAGAAGAAGGUAUAGAUGAGGUUGUAGUGCCAAUUCCUUCUUUUGAUACUAAAUCCAAAAGUCCUCUUGCUAAGAAUGUUCGAGCAUUAGAAAAACAUGACUUAGAAAUGAGUUUAAUCCUGAAGUAUUCCCCAUUUAAAAAUCUUGAAGAUUUCUAUGCACAAUUUGACAAAAUUAAUUCUUCCACUGGAACCCUUGUGAUAAUUUACAAUUUAAAAUUGUUGGAUAAUGGUGAACCUGAAUUGGAUAUUGUCUCAGACACAACAGAUAUUAUUCUCAAUAAUCCACUCUCUGGAGAAUUUGACUCUGAUGAAGGUUUAAUGCCUGAGAGGAAGUCAUUCCGCGCUUACACAGCAGUCCUAUAUAUGGACCCAAGAAUGAAAAUAUAUAUCCAAAAUAAGAAAGUCCGUACCAAACGUUUAGCUUGCUGUCUCUAUAAACAACGCAUGUACAGAUAUUCGUCCAACAGAUUCCGAACGCGUUCUGAACAAGAUGCCAACAGAGCUGAUGAAGAUGCCAAAAUUGCUGCUGAGAAAUCUCGAGAAGCAGAGAGCAAAGCAAAAAACUUGGAGAAAAAAUAUGGUACCUCUUUUAAUAAAGAUCUGAGAGCAGAUUUGCGGAAAGCACAGACUUUUGCAUUAGAAUGUCGUAAAGAGUCUCAAAUACGCAAAAUGGUGGCUGACCGGAAAUUGAAAGCACUCAAAGAACCAAAGAGCCUCAGUUUUAUAUAUGGUGUAAAUAUUGACAAUCGUAACCAGGAUGGAAUAUUUGUAUAUAAUUGUAGCCGAUUGAUUCGGAUGUAUGAAAAAGUUGGGCCGCAGUUGGAAGGUGGGGUCUGUUGCAGUGGGAUUGUGGGUGUUGUUGAUGUUCCUUAUUUGGUGUUGGAGCCGACCCAUAACAAGCAAGACUUUGCUGAUGCCAAAGAAUUCCGAUAUUUAAUGAAAGCUAUGGGCGAACACAUGGAACAAUAUUGGAAUGAUCUGAAUAUACAUCAAACUGGAAUUACAAGCUUUUGGUCUAAUUUUGGUUAUAUCAGCUCAAAAUGGAAAGAUCCACCAUCUUCAGAUGCCAAAUAUGCCAGAAGACGAGCGAUGCAAGUUAGUUUUACUCUUCAGUGUGAUGCUUGCCUGAAGUGGCGAACACUUCCCUAUUCAGCAAACAAUGUUGGUCGUGAAUUCCCUGAUGACUGGGUGUGUAGUAUGAACCCUGAUCUUUCACACAACAAAUGCUCAGCUGCAGAACAGAAAAUGAACAUAGUUGAAGGUUAUCUCAAAAAAGAAAUGAAAUCAAAAGCACAGAAACAGAAAGAGUUAGAAGAAGAUAUUAAAAGAAAGACAGCAAAACUUCUAAAAUUACAGAACACAAAAGUAGUGGAAUCAUCAAAUCAGUUAAGAUUGGAAGAUGAAAGGAGACAAAAAGAAGAAGAAAUAGAACAAAAGAAAAAGGAGGAGCGAGAGAGGUUGAAAAAAUUAGAAGAGAAACGCAAGGCUGAAGAAGAGCAGAAAAAAGAAGAAGUUCGGAAAAAGAAGAGUGAAGUGGCUCGUGGCAGUAAAUCAAAGACCGUGGCAGACAAAGUCCAAGAUGGUUCCACAGUGUUUGUUAGUUCUUACCGAGCAAGGGAACAAGCUCUGCAACCUCCCAAACGAUCAAUGGCACGUACUGCAGCACAGGUCUAUGCUGAACGUCGAGCUGCUGCUAUAGAAGAAGCCAAAAGUAAGAAGUCUUCCACUGCAAAUAAUCGCCGACCAAAGGUGCCGACUAAAAAGACAAAGAAAAAACCAAAGUCCAGGCGCAGAUCAGCUUGGAAUGAGGAUGAUGAUGAUGAUGAUGAAGAUCACUCUGACAUUGAUGAGGACGAAGAAGAAGUGGUUGUGCCGACCAAGAAAUCUCGGCGACAAGCCAAAUUGGAAGAAGGAAGCCGUAAAGAAGUGGUGGAGGACAAGAAGGAAGUCAGCAGCAGCAGCUUUAAGGCAAAGGAGAAACGACCCAUAAUCACAGUGGUCACCGAAGAAGCUGAUGAUGAGGAGGACAGCAGCAAUAAUGUAGAUAUGGACUCUGACUGGGAGGAAGAGAAUGGUAAGAGUAGUAGCGAAGGAAGUGUCAAGUCAGCUGUGAAAAAGGAAAAGGGGAAGGAGAAAGAGGAGAGCAAAGUUGAUGAGGGCACGGGUGAUGAUGACGACGAGCAAGAUUUAGAUAGUGGGAAAGACUCUAAUCAAUGGUCAGAAGUAAAUUCUAGUGCAGACUCCACGAAACCAGUCCCUCAGAUCAAAGACAAUAUUGUACUCAAAAAAGAAGUUGAUACAAACAGUUCACCUUCGGACAGUAACAUGGUAUUAUCCAUGGAAUCGGAAAUGGAUUUCCCUACAAAUGGCCAAACGAUCUCAUCAGACUAUAUCAAACGAAAUUCUGAAAAACCUGAGUUUGCUGCAGCUGAACCCAGUACAGAUGAACCUGACAUGUCUGAUGCAGUACCUAUGGAAGUAAAUACCCAAGUUGAAGCACUUGUCAAUGGCCGAUGGUUUUCUGGAACUGUGAUUAAAAUCAACUCUUCAGAUGGCAAAUUAAAAAUAAAGUUUGAUACUUAUCCAAGGGACAAAUAUGAUAAAUGGUAUGAUCAAAAUGGACCUGAUAUACGGAAGCGUUCAAGUUCUACAAAGGAAUGUGUAUUUACGGCACCAGCUUCACCAGUCUCUCCAGCUUCAUUACCAUCAUCACAGGAUGCAGUUAUAGAAACUCCAUCCUCUUCGACACAGCCUGUCAGUCAAAUCACUGAUGAAAUUGCAAGUGGCUAUAGAACAUGUCUGCGCUAUUUCCUCCCACCCAACUGGAAGAUUGACAAAGAUUCUGUAUCUAAUAUGUCCCUCUCAGAAUUAGCAGCGUUUCCGUUGGAUGACUUCUUCGACCAUUACGAAAAAGGUUUACGUAAGUUGGUGGGGAAGUUUCAAACUGAAGCAGCUGUUAAAAGUGAAGAGGCCGACACAUACAAAGUGAAGAUGUCCUCACUUCGUAAAUUGAUACUUCGACUGCUGAAGAGGAUAAAUACAAACAUUGAGAUUGAUGUCAACACAGACAGUGAUCAAGUUGAUACAUUGUUAGAAGAAUAUGUUAACCAAACCAUACAGAGAGGUUUUUAAAAGCCUCACACAUCCACUCCCCCACUUCAAAACAAUGACUUUGCUUCACUUGUUGCAAUGUUGUGACAUGAAGUAUAUUUCAGUUUUCUGACUGAUUUACCACCACACAUCUAUCAUGUAAUGGAAUACUGACUCACAGCCACACAUAUCUAUUGUGUUAUGGUUGACUGAUUUACAGCCACACGUCUGUCAAGUUCUAUUGACUCACAGCUACAUAUCUGCCACACUCUAUUGCCUCACAACUACACAUCUAUCAUGUUAUCGUCUACUAACUCAGAACCAUUCGCUCUUCCAUAUUAUGGCUUACUGACUUGGGAUCACCCACACAUCCAUUCAUAUUAUGGUCUACUGAUUUACAACCACAUCAUAUCCAACAUGUUAUGGGCUACUGGUUCACAACCACAUUAUAUAGUACUGUGGCUGACAUACAACCAUACAUCCAUCAUAUUUUGAUCUACAACCUGUCUCACAACCGUACCUGUAACGUCUUUUACUCCAUCAACCAUUCAGUUAACUCAACCUUUUACCCAUCAUAUUUUGAUGUUCUGACUGUCUCACAAUCAUACACAUACACACAUAUCCAUUGUGUUUUGGUUACACUUGACUGAUGCACAACUGAAUACUCCACCACCACCACCACCACCAUCAUGCUUUAGUUCACUGACUGACUCAUACACCAAACCAACCUCCAUUUUAGUUUGUCUAUUGUUGAAUAUUGGAUUUAGUUCAUUGCAUCAAAUUUCCAUUUCUGUACAGACAAAAAAAAUAAAUAAAUAAAAGACUAUACCAAAUACUUCAGAUAAAUGUCUCAUGUCCCCUACCCCUCAGAGAGAUGCCUCAUCCACCAAAUUUAAUUCACACCACUAGGCUCCUCAUCAACACACACACACACACACACACACACACACACACACUAUUAUUGUAAACAGUUACACUCUUUCUUUGAACAAAUGUUGAAAAAGAAGAAAAUACAUGGAGUUAUAUUUUCUUUCUUUCAUGUUCAUUUCGAUCGUUCCAUUUAUUUUUCCACAAAACAAAAGAAGAAGAAAAAAAAAGCUUAAAACAAAAUAAAACAAAAAUGAAAGAACAGAUCAAUGUUAGAAGUAGUAUGUUCUCUUUUUUUUUUAAGUAGAAAUGAAUUACGUUUAAAUAUUUUGAUUUUGCUUUAUUUGGUUAUUUUGAGUUCUCAAAAAAGAACAGUUUGUUUCAGUUAUCAUUACAACAUAUCACAAAUGUUAUGAUUACAACAUAUUGCAAAUGUUAAGCAGACCAUGACAUACUUAGGUUAUUCAGCAGACUAUAAACAUAUAGUUAGCUUCUUACUCUGCCAUAUUUUUAUUCUUUAACCCUUUAGCAUUUAAACUGACCAUAUUCAGCCAAAAUAAUCUACAUUUUUUUUUAAUGUUCAAACUGGUCAGAUUCAGCCUCUCACACCUACUCUUCAAUGUCAUUCUAAAAACAAACAAUCAGCUCAUGGAAAUCUGAACAGUACAAGAUAAUACGUGAUUAAUUCACAGCAGUGUGAAUAAAUAAGCACUACAUUUGACAGAAUAAUCUGAAUGCUAAAGGUUUUACCAUCAUUAUUCUUAAUGUACACUUUUCCAUGCUUGCAUGGGUUGGAUGGAGUUUAAUUGAGGCAGAUUUUCUAUAGCCAGAUACGCUUCCUGUUGCCAACCCUCACUUGUUUCUGAGUAAGGUAAUAUUUCCCCAUGGCUGGAAAUGAAAUACACUGCUUGUAUGAUAGUGACAUUCAUUUACAACUAUCUUGUGAUGUCAAGACAAGGAGACAUAAACACACAAUAACAUUCAUAUACACAUAUACAUGUGUGUGUAUCUCUCUCUCUCCCUCUCUCUCUCCCUCUCUCUCUCUCUCUCUCUCUCUCUCUCUCUCUAUAUAUAUAUAUAUAUAUAUAUAUAUAUAUAUAAGGACUCAUUCACAAGGCUUUGGUCAACCCGUGGCUAUAGUGGAAGACGCUGGCCCAAGGUGUCACUCAGUAGGAUUGAACCCAGACCCAUGUGGUUGGGAAGCAAACGUUUUACCACACAGCCAUGCCUGAACCUAUCUUCUUUAAUGUAAAUUUAAAUUGCUUGACAGAUUGCAAUGCGUUAAGGUUUCCAUUAAGCUGUAUCAUUGUUUUCAAGCUAUUCAAAUUAAUUUAGCAUGAAUGAAACAAUCUGGUUGAAGAUAUAUAUAUAUAUAUAUAUAUAUAUAUAUAUAUUUUGCUAUCCAUCAGAUUCAUUAGAUUGGUUAACACUUUACAUUACAUUAUCCAUCAGACCUUAAAACACUUAGGACAUCAAGAAGGCUGUCUAUUAGAUCCUAAACCAGUCAUAGGCCGCCUGUGACUCAUAGGUCUUUGUGAAUGGCACACCUAAUGAAAAAUUACCUUCAAUGUUUUUAGUCCUGCAACCCUGUUUGAUGAAGAACCAUGUCACAUGCGGCCCACUUCUCAUAAAAAAGUUGCCUAUGCUUACCCUAAACCAUCCAGAUUGCUUAGGAUGUCUGGCAAAUCCUGACAUGUUUAAGCUGUUCAGCUGAUAUAAAUACAAAAUUUGUUUAUCCAUUCGACUUAACUCUUUAAUACAUGUUUAACUUGUCAAUGAUAUUUUAUCUUUUGAAACUAUCCUAGUCAAAUGAUGCUUCAUUUGAAGGAAUAAGCACAGAUUGUAACCUAAAAGGAUAUAAAAUUCAUGAAAUCUUGCUAUUUAUCACUGCCCUUGAGAAACUAAUGUUGACAUUUAGAACCUAAGGAGAUAUAGCUGUUCCCUUUCUGUGACAAAACAUUGGUAUCUGGUUGUAUAACUGGGAUUUAUAAAUGAUCUUUUGUGUACGCCUUUGUAGGGCAGUGAGCAGCAGAAUCAGUACAGCACUGAGCAAAAUACAUUGUUCUCAUCUUGUGUAUUGAGUUCAAACUCUUGUCCAGGUUGUGUUUCUCAGUCAACUUUUUGAGGUUGAUAGAAAUAAGAACGGGAGUUGUAAUCAAUUAUACCCUUGAAAGUAGUGUUGACCCAGCAUGGGCAAAGCCUAUUGGCUGAAAGCAGUUCAAAUAUAUUGUUUGUUUUAUUUGUUUUUAAUAUUCAUUUUUCCAUGCUUGCAUAGAUCAGAUGGAAUUUGUUGAGCCAGGUUUUCUACAGCUAGAUGCCCUUUCUGUCGCCAACCCAUACCUGUUUCCAAACAAGGUAAUAUUUCCCUAUGGUAAGACAUGUUUUCCAUGGAAGACUGGAAGUGAAACAACAUGUACGAUGGGGAUGGCCAUGUACAAUGAUUGCAUGAUGUAAAGACGAGUACCCUCCCACUCACCCAAUGCAUAUGAUAGGCUUCUUUCAGUUUCUGUCUACCAAACCCACUUACAAGGCUUUGGUUGGUUUGGGGCUAUAGUAGAUGACACUUGUCGAAGGUGCCAUGCAGUGGGACUGAACCCCAGCAAUUACAUGGCUGGGAAGCAAGCAUCUUAACCACAUAUCCACACCUGCACUCAUAAAGCUAAGUGUGGUGGCGUGGAAAGCAUUGAAUUGGAUCUGUAACUCCCGUUUGAUUCCCAGCCAUAACUAUUGCGCUUAUUUUGCACACACCCUUAAGAAAGUAUGAAUGUUACAGAUAGUUUUCUUGCUCAUGAAGUUUGAGCUAACUACCUGUUAAUUGGCAUGUAUGAUAACAGAAGAUCAAGCUGCAUACAAAUAUAUGUUUAUGUACCUUCUAUGUUCUAUGUGCCAUUGUUACUAAAUGUCAGGAUGUCACAUAAAAGAAUUGUAUAUAUGAAAAACCACAUACACUGAGUUAUGCGAUUGCAAUGAUUCAAAUAUUCAACGAGCAGUUUUAGUGAAUCUUUUCUGGUAACUUCUAACUUAAUAAAGAACAUGGAUGAUAAAAACAAACAUCCACCUGUAAGAUAAUGGUCACAAUUAAUCAACUAUUUCUUACUGCAAUAGAAGUUGUCUGUGGUUAAUCAGUUGGAAUCGAUACACUCACACACUCUCUCCCUCUCUCACACUUCCUUCUCCCUCUCUCACACUUCCUUCUCCCUCUAUCACACUUCCUUCUCCCACUGUAUAUAGACAUAUGUGACAACUGCUGAAGAAUUGAAUAAAAUCGUCCUGAACAAAU